This is a messenger RNA of Mercenaria mercenaria, 5136 nucleotides long. RefSeq lists its product as uncharacterized. Gene Ontology annotation, cellular component: nucleus; cytoplasm. Gene Ontology annotation, biological process: cell fate commitment; regulation of transcription by RNA polymerase II. The coding region runs from base 55 to 2958 and encodes 967 amino acids. Gene Ontology annotation, molecular function: DNA-binding transcription factor activity; histone deacetylase binding; RNA polymerase II cis-regulatory region sequence-specific DNA binding. The record is from RefSeq and is a predicted model, not a curated record. The transcript is spliced from 11 exons. NCBI's taxonomy places the organism in Eukaryota, Metazoa, Mollusca, Bivalvia, Venerida, Veneridae.
AAUAAAUCCACAAAGAAUCAACUUCCGAUUGCAUGAGUUUUCCUAUGUACAAAGAUGGCUGAUGGUCUAACGACAAUAGACACCGCCACACUCACAGCUGCAGUAAAAUCACUGUUCCGUAAACCAUUGCCAGAUAGUACAACAUUACCAUCAUUUGAUUCUACCAAGAAUGAUUCACAGAAUGGAAGUGCCCAACCUCAGCCUGCAAGCCGUAAAAGGAAACCAAAGUCCAAGUCGACACAAAAGAAGGCAAAAAUUAAAACAGAAGCCAGUCAGAAUGAAGAAGUGGAAUCUGCCAUUAUAUCUAUACCUGACCAGCCACCUGCGACAGUAGAAAUGCCAAUUGCGGAGCACCUGUCACAGAUAUCUCCACUGACAAUUAAGCAUCUUCUGUCAUGUAUAAGUCCACUGACCAUUACGGAUUGUCAUAUUGAUGAAUCUCAACCUAAUAAUCUCAAGUUUUCUAUCGAGAAUCUCCUUGUUGGGCCACAAGAUGCUAACACAGUCAUUCAUUCGCAAAGCAAUGGUUCGUCAGGCGUGUUUGCUGUGCCGGACGUGCAUGCGGUACAGAGUCAACUUGAAGAAACUGAUACACCUGGACAUGUCCAGAUCAGUGCAUCUCUCUUACAAAAUCUUUUGCAGGGAAUAAGUAAUCCACAGAUGCCCACAGCAGCAAGACAGUCAGACCAGCAAGCACCACUGCCAUCCAUACAUCAUUUUACAUCUCAGCCGAUACAGACUCUGAUACAGAGUCUGUUCCCACAGGAAAGUAACGCUCUUCUCGGAAAUACAAGUGAAGCACAGCUUCCGAAUUCUAGCAAUAACGUCUCUGCAGUCAGUCCUGUAGCUGUCACACAUGAUUCCUCAGCUGCCUCCAUGUUAAACCAACUUGCGAAUUUUACUGCCAGUCAAUCUCAUCUUAACCAUCAGCCAAACAUCUCGCAGGCAGCACCAUUGUUUCAUCCAGAAACACAAACCAUUCUUCAAGAGGCUAUGCAGUCUAUACGGCAAAGUCGUGUUAAUGGCGACUAUGAACAUCAAGUGUACGGACAGGUGGUAAAUCCUGCAUUGUCAUCAGCAGGCACACAUGUUCCCGUAGUUUUAUCUGAAAAUAUAACAAGAGUGCCACAUUCACAAGAAGGUUCACAUUUACCCCUAGUUCUGUCUAAUGGUGUUAAUCAGACUGCUCAGGUUGUGGUGCCCGUAACUUCAGAUGAAGCUGGGGUCCAGCAACCAAUUGUUCAGGGAUAUCCUAUCCUGUUACAACCAACAGGGCCUGGUGGUCCCUUACAGCUGAUCCCUCUGGACAAAAGUGUGAAUACUGAGGUGUUAAAAGAAAUAGUAGAGAGAAAUAUAUCCUCUAUCACAGAAAGGAGUUCUGUAUCCACGGCACCUGGUCUAACAAAUGAAAGCUUGCCAAAAGCAAGUAGCGCACCAAUCAACAUACAGCCAAAGCCGUCCAAUCAGACGCUAGAGAAUUUCUUUCAGGCUGUACAGUUCAAUACAGUUGAUAUACCAAAUGGGCAAGACACCACAGUAGAUCAGCCUUACACUGCUGAAACUGAACAUACACAAGGCCAGAUAAAUGAGGAACCCCCUGUUGAGAACAUUGUAGAAUCUGCAGACUACAAACCUAAACUGAUCAACUGUCCGAGCAUUGAAGAUGAGGCCUGUAGUCAGUCAGAGAAAGCAGUCCCUAAAACUAGUAUUUUUUGUGUCGAUUGCAAUAAAUUGAUGAAGGAGCCUUGUAGUGUACAUAACACAGACUAUGUAGAUAUGCCGGACACACCAUACCUAAGUCGAGCCCGAGCGUCACUUCCUCCGUGCUUUACUCUCCAACAAACUGCAACAUCCGAGUUCAAACCCUUUCUAGGUGUUUGGUGUAAAGGAUGUCUAUCAGAGAGAACACGUUUUGGCCCCGUUGUUGGACAAAUUGUAACCAUGACAACACCAGAGUAUGAAGAACAAAUGCAUGGAUUUCAGCCUUUUCUGCUCAGCAAAGCAGAGACUGGGGAUGAUUUGCAAGACAAGGGAGAUAAUCAAGUGGAAGUGAUACAGAUGACUGAUGAAAGUGUAUGUAACUGGACAAUGUUUAUACGAUUUGCACCCUCAUUACUGGAACAGAACUGCACAGUAUAUAGAGAUCAGAACGAAUUUUAUAUUGUUACAAAAACUGAAAUCAAGGAGGAGGAGCUGCUCAUGUGGUUCUCUGCGGAAAUUUGUUACCAAUUAGGAAUCUCUCAAAAUCCAGGCAACGUUAAAUUCAGCCAGUGUGAGGAAUGUGGCCUCUACUUCUUAGUAAAACGUCUUCUUCAUACACAUCUAAAAUCAGUGCAUCCAGAGAAAUACAACUUCAGCUUUACGUGUUAUGUUUGUGGCAAGAAAUUCAAGUCUAAAGGAAAGUUGAAUGGACAUAUGGCAAUACAUAUGUUUGUGAAGCCCCACAGCUGUCCGUACUGUAAGAAACAGUUCUCAGAUUCCAGUAACCUCAAAGCACACAUCCAUAUUCACACAGGCGAGAAACAGUUCAAAUGUGAAGAGUGUGGUAAAGCAUUCCGCCAGAAAGCUCAUCUCAACAACCAUCUAGUCGUACACACUGGUGAUAAAAACUUUAAAUGCGAAUACUGUGAUAAGGUAUUCGGUAGACGAUCUGACUUGAAAACUCAUACAUACGUACAUACUAAAGAAGUGUCAUAUCCUUGUGAAGUGUGUGGGAAAACAUUCCAUAAGACUCAGAAUCUCAAGAAACAUCUUAAAGUUCAUUCGGGCGAAAGGAACUAUAUGUGUGAUAAAUGUUUUAAGGGUUUUCAGACAAAGUACCAUCGUGAUAGGCAUCUGAAAAUAUGCAAAGAAAAAAAUGGGAAGGAGUCAUCAUAUAUGAGUUUAGAAGAGGUUGCUAAGUUAGAUAAUGAUGAUGUCGUUCCUUUACAGAAAGUUAGUGAAGACCAUGAGAUUUGAUUGUUUAGUUUUUAAAGGCUUGUUACUCUUUUAAGGUAACAGGCCUAUAAUGACGGUCAGUAAUUUUGGCUGGUAAAACGUAUUCUCAUAUUCUAAACAGAUAUGUAGCUGUUAUAAAUAAAUUUGAGUCGCACCAUGAGAAAACCAACAUAGUGCAUUUGCGACCAGCAUGGAUCCAGACCAGACUCCGCAUUCACGCAGUCUGGUCAGGAUCCAUGCUGUUCGCUUUCAAAGCCUAUUGCAAUUAGACAAACCAUUAGCGAACAGCAUGGAUCCUGACCAGACUGCAUGGAUGCGCAGGCUGGUCUGGAUCCAUGCUGGUCACAAAUGCACUCUGUUGGUUUUCUCGUGGUGCGGCUCAAAUGAUUUUCCAUAUCAACAGGAGAUUGCCAAAAUCACGUACAGAGAAUGUCUAAAUUGCAUACAGGGAAGUUAUCAAAUGUUAAGUGUCAGUUAUGAUUACGGGUCCACAAUCUCAGCCAGCUUAAGAUAAAAAACAUUGUAGACGUUUAAAAAGUCCUGAAUAAGAAUAUCUUAAGUUGAUGUCUUUGCUGUAUGUUACAAAUAUAGCUAAAAUGUUACAAUACUUCAUCAUUUUACUUUGUGAAUGAUGUCGUUAAGAGAUUUUUCUACACAUUUCACAACUUCAGGACUGAGUUGUUGUUGAUUUUUGUGCCCUCCAAAAUAUGUGGUUAGAUACCAUAGGCAUUUAGAUUUACCCUUGUCUGUACAUCUGUCAGUCUGUCUGUGUAUCCGAAUAUGAGUUGUAUAUAUCUGAAAAAGCACUUGACCUAGAGACAUCAGCAUUAUAGAACUUUUAAAAUGUGCAUAAACUAGGCUUAAAGUUUGCAUCACACAUGUCUAAAAAACAUUUGAGCUAGAGUCAUGAAACCUAAGAAUAUUAUUUAUUAUGUGAAGUUGUACACCUUACAUAUAUUUGGGAUUUAUUUCUCUGUCCCUCUACUACCCCAACUGUCCCUCUCCCCUAAACAAGGUUUACAAGAUUAAAAAAAUAAAGAAAUAAAAAAAAGUAUUUUCAAUUUACUCUGUUUCUUUUAUCUUGUGCUUCGGAAUGAUAUUUUGUAGUAUAAAUAUAACCCCCACCCAUCGUCCAGGGACUUGAACUCCCAACCCAAGGUAAUAGGAAAGUUUACUUAGCCAUGCAUUGUCAACAAGGAACAUAUGACUGUACAGUAACAGGAAGUGGGGGCACCAGUGUUCAAUGGACACGCAUCUAGUCAAAAUUGAAAUUGCCUGAACUGUCUAGAUCACACUGUUUUCACAUUUUGAGGAAAAGAGAACAUAUUUUUUGCUCAUUUUCCGUCAGUCUGUUGAUCAGCAGACCAUAAUAUGUUUUCCAGUCAAUAACUAGACAAUUCUUGGGCCAGUAGUGGUCAAACUUUGUUAUCAUAGAAUGGGUAUUGGUUUCUGUCUAAUUACUAAAGAACUGUUUAGUCUACUGACUUACAUGACUUCUAUGUCUAGUGUCAUUGAGACAGUUUCCAGUUUAUUAAUUAACCUAGCCUGCUGGCGGUAAGUGAUUCUGCCUUUGCGACCAGUGAAGACCAAGAGAAGAUCAUGGUCUGCACUGUUCGCUUUUCGAUCAGUAAAUUUUAAGUGACCACCCCUUUGAAGUGGUACUGCCCAAAUUGAAUGAUGGACCAGUCCAUUUUAGAAAUUUAGCAGGGUAAUGGUUAAAGAAUGUGUUUGCCCACUACUUUUUUUGUAUUCUUAUAUGGGUAAUUUGAUUAAUUGAUGAUUUUUAUGCCCCUGAAGGGAGGCAUAUUAGUUUUCAACUGUCCGUCCGUUCCUUCGUUCCUUCGUCACAACGUUAACUUUUUGCAUGAAGGCACUUUACUCGCGAACCACUGCACCCAGGACCUUCAAACUUCACAUGCUGAUAGUACUUAUUGAGUACACGACCCCUACUGACUUUGGGGUCACCAGGUCAUAGGUCAAGGUCACCAGGUCAAAGGUCAGUGUGCUGCAGGGGCAUUUGUCACCAUUAGUGACAGCUCUUGUUUUAGCUUGGAAAGUCAUGAUCUGUUGUCAUUAUUUAUAAUUUUUGUAUUAAUUAUUUAUUGAUUAUUUAUUUUUGAAUUUCUGUUACAUGUAUAAUUAUUUUGAUCAUUGUGCAAUAUUGCAAUGCACUUAAGAAUUAAAUAAGGUUAUUGCAAA